Molecule: messenger RNA, 3385 nt
Organism: Scleropages formosus (Asian bonytongue)
Lineage: Eukaryota; Metazoa; Chordata; Actinopteri; Osteoglossiformes; Osteoglossidae
Gene: usp5
Product: ubiquitin specific peptidase 5 (isopeptidase T)
Exons: 20
Coding region: 219-2780 (853 amino acids)
Biological process (GO): protein deubiquitination
Cellular component (GO): cytosol; nucleus
Molecular function (GO): cysteine-type deubiquitinase activity; zinc ion binding; protein binding
Source: RefSeq, a predicted model, not a curated record
CAAAAUUACGGGCUGUGGGUCUGGAGCGCGUCCGGCCUUGUACCGAGAGGAACUCGCAGGACCAGUCGUGGAUAGGGACUGAGGCAGCUAGUUAGACGGACACAUCGCGAGGGGCACAAGGAGGAGCAAAUUAGACAUCGGCUCGGGAACUUUUAGAAAGGGGAACGUCGGGGACGGGCAAGAGACGAGUGUGGCGGAAAAGUAUUGCAGACUAAGAGAUGGCGGAGCUGAACGAGGUUCUCAUGUCGGUGCUUUCCACGAUUCGGGUUCCGCGGCCCGGAGACCGGGUGCACAAAGACGAGUGCGCCUUCUCUUUCGCCAGCCCGGAGAGCGAAGGGGGCCUCUACGUGUGUAUGAACACCUUCCUGGGCUUCGGCAGCCAGUACGUGGACAGACACUACAGGAAGACCGGCCAGAAAGCCUACCUUCACAUCAAGCGCACGCGCAGAGUGCAGAAGGAGGAUGACAACAGCUCUGGGUCUGGUGACCCACCUAAGAAAAAGCCCACACGACUUGCUAUUGGAAUAGAGGGAGGCUUUGACGUUGAGCAGGAUCAGUAUGAUGAGGACGUGAAAGUUGUCCUCCUUCCUGACAGGCAGGAAGUGACCUCAGAAGACCUGGCCACCAUGCCUGAUGUAGUGAGAGAGCGGGUGUCCCUGUCAAUGGCUGGGUUGAUGGCUGCAGACUCCGUGUCCCACACCCUGCAGGUGCAACAGUGGGAUGGCGAGGUCAGGCAGGAGUCCAAGCAUGCCGCUGACCUCCAGCAGCUUGACAACGGGGUCAAAAUCCCUCCUAGCGGGUGGAAGUGCGAAGUGUGUGACCUACAGGAGAAUCUCUGGAUGAAUCUGACCGAUGGGAAAGUGCUGUGUGGACGGAGGUACUUUGAUGGUUCCGGGGGCAACAAUCAUGCUCUCCAGCACUUCCAACAAACUGGAUACCCUCUUGCUGUCAAACUUGGCACUAUUACCCCAGAUGGAGCAGAUGUGUACUCCUAUGAUGAAGAUGAUAUGGUCCUGGAUUCCAAGCUCCCUGAGCACCUUGCCCAUUUUGGCAUUGACAUGAUGACAAUGGAGAAGACGGAACGCACAAUGACAGAGCUGGAGAUCGCAGUGAACCAGCGUGUGGGAGAGUGGGAAGUGAUCCAGGAGUCAGGGACCACUCUGCGACCCCUGUGGGGCCCAGGCCUCACAGGUAUGAAGAACUUGGGCAACAGCUGCUACCUCAACUCCGUCAUGCAAGUGCUCUUCACUGUGCCGGACUUUCAGCGCAAGUACGUCUCCAACAUAGAAAAGAUUUUCGAAGAUGCUCCCAGUGACCCUACCCAGGACUUUAAAACACAAGUAGCAAAACUGGGCUAUGGCUUAUUGUCAGGUGAAUAUUCUAAACCUGCACCUGAUCCUGGAGAUGACCCCAGUUCAACUCCUGAACCCAGGGGGGACCAAGUAGGGAUUGCACCGCGCAUGUUCAAAGCUCUUAUUGGACGUGGGCACCCAGAGUUCUCCACUAAUCGACAACAAGAUGCUCAAGAGUUUCUGCUGCACUUCAUUAACAUGGUGGAGAGGAAUUGCCGCUCAGGAGAGAACCCCUCAGAGGCUUUCCGCUUCCUUGUGGAGGAAAGGAUCGUAUGCCAGCAGUCGCAGAAAGCCAAGUACACGCAAAGGGUGGAUUACAUUGUACAGCUGCCCGUUCCCAUGGACCAGGCUACCAACAAAGAGGAGCUACAGGAGGCAGAGCGUGUGCGGGAAGCAGCAGAGGCAGCCGGAGCCCCGACGCCCCCUGCUCCCCGUGCCUGCAUCCCAUUCACUGCCUGUCUGGCAGCACUAAGUGAACCCGAGACUCUGACUGACUUCUGGAGCUCCGCUGUUCAGUCAAAGACCACUGCUACCAAAACCACUCGAUUUGCUUCCUUCCCUGAUUAUCUCAUCAUUCAAAUCAAGAAGUUUACUUUUGGCUUGGAUUGGGUCCCCAAAAAACUGGAUGUCAGUAUCGAUGUUCCUGACACACUGGAUCUCAGCGCGCUCUGCGGGACAGGGCAGCAGCCAGGGGAGGAGCUACUUCCAGAGGUGGCUCCACCCCCUCUUAUAACCCCUGACGUGGAGGUCAAAGGUAUCCUGGGUUCCCACGGCAACGAGGAAGACGACUCGCUCUACUCCCCACUGCUGUCCCCAGUACUAGAUGACUCCACCGUCUCCCAGCUCUGUGAGAUGGGCUUCCCACUGGAGGCCUGCAGGAAGGCCGUUUACUAUACUGGGAACACUGGGAUUGAUGCUGCCAUGAACUGGGUUAUGGGGCACAUGGAUGACCCAGAUUUCUCUGCUCCCCUGGUAUUACCAGCUUGCAGUUCUGCCCCUGGAAGCACACCAACAGAAACUAUAUCUGAAGAACACCUAGCAACCAUUGUUUCCAUGGGCUUCAGUCGAGAUCAGGCAACACGUGCACUACGGGCAACGAGCAAUGUUUUGGAGCGGGCAGUGGACUGGAUCUUCUCCCACUUGGAUGACCUGGAGUCUAUGGAGGUGUCAGAGGGAGGACGUUCGGCUGGGGAAAGCGAAGGGAGCCGGGAGCCCCCUCCAGGACCUCGUGUCAGAGAUGGGCCUGGAAAGUAUGAGCUGUUUGCCUUCAUCAGUCACAUGGGUACUAGUACAAUGUGUGGCCAUUACGUCUGCCACAUCAAAAAGGAUCAGCAGUGGGUUAUUUUUAAUGACCAGAAAGUAUGCGCCUCAGAGAAACCACCUAAAGACCUGGGCUACCUGUACUUCUACAGGAGAGUGUCUGAGUGAGGGGAGGCCAAAGGGGGGUGGGGGGGGGUGCGUCAUUCACACACUGAGCUUCUGUCAGACACUGAUGUAACUGGGGCGGCUGGGGGAAGGGCUGUUAACACUUUUCACGCACUUCUAGACAUGCACAUGUACUCAAAUGAGUAGCAUGGGGUGAGCAGCGCAGUAAAGGCAAGCACCCAUACACAAAGGUUUCUCCAGACAGGAGAGGUUGAAGAAGCUGUGAAGGAGCACUGAACCUCCCUCUCUGAGGGCAGACCCUGUGUGCAGAGAGUGCUUGUUGCUCCAUGUGUGCCCUUCUGCCCUCUGUCCCUAUUGGCUUGUGGCUUCUGUGAUGUUACCGCUUCUUCUGCCCCAGCGCCUUCCUGCUCUCCCUCCCAUUGAAGACCACAUUUUAACAAACCACAAACAAAACAUACACAGUUUGUGCAAAAACGGCAAAUCGAAUGAGUUUAAGUGCUUAGACUCUCACAAAAACAAUUUAAACACAAGGAAACUGGGUCUUCUUUCAGCAUGGAGGUGUAAAGCCAUGGUGACCAUGGGGGAAAAAGUUUUGUGCAGUUUUCUUUUUCCUUCUGCUCUGACAAAUAAAGUUGUGUGUUUCUGCC